GCCCUUGUUCUAGCGUUUUGGCGCCCUUGUUGUUUGCCCCAAUCUGGAUCUUUGGCAUGGAGGGGAGCUCCCGGCGUGAGAGGCACUGAUCUUGAGGUUUCUGGAGCAAACGCUAUGGAUGCCUUCCAGCAGCCUCCGGGCGACAAGCCUGAGGAGCACAACCCCCAGCAAGGAUUGGGUCAAUCGAUCUGGCAAACGACUCAAGAACAGCCAUUGUUUCAAAAAAUUGAAGCUUCCGGACCUUCGCAGGCGCAGCUAAGCGGGAGAAAACUCGUCAGGCAGCUCGAUUUUACGGCUUCCAUAAAGCCACAAAAAGGAGAAACUUUUGCAAAGAAAUCCAAGCAGUGCAAUUGCAAGAACUCUCGCUGUUUAAAGCUGUACUGUGAAUGCUUUGCUUCUGGUGUUUAUUGCGAUGGAUGCAACUGCUUGAAUUGCUGGAACAAUUCCGAGAAUGAGAAAGUAAGGCAGGAAGCUGUGGAGCUAGCUCUAGAGCGGAAUCCCAAUGCUUUUCGACCGAAGAUUGGCAGCAGUCCUGGAGUCCAGGAACUUGUACGAGAGCCUCAAGCGACCGUAGCCAGGCACAACAAAGGUUGCCAGUGCAAGAAAUCCGGCUGUUUAAAGAAGUACUGCGAGUGCUUUCAGGCCAACAUACUCUGCUCGGAGAACUGCAGAUGUGUGGAUUGUAGGAACUUCGAUGGCAGUGAUGAGCGGAGAAUACUGCCUCAUGAUCUUCUCUCCCCGCCAGCGAGCAGCGGCAGCGCUGCCUCUGCGUCAACUGGAUUGUUGAGCUGCCCGCCGUCGUCUCCAACAGCUGCCAAGAAAAGAAGAACACAAGAUCUUGUAUUUAUAGGCCACUCGCUGAAAGAACAGCCGUCUCGAGCGACGCAGGCGCAAGUGAACGCUUUAAGAGCAGCUAACAGCCUGCUCAGCACCACCUUGGGAGGCCCAGGACUGCAAACUUCUCCUGCAGUAAGGUCGAUUCGCGGAUCACUCUUAACGGGAGUUGUGCAACCUGAGGUGGUGGAGGAGCUUUGCAAGUUGCUCGUGAUUGUCUCUGCCGAGACAGCCAAAACGUUUCUUGAAUCCACGAAGUCGCAACAAGGAGAGCAGGCUCGACAACGAGAUGUGGAAGAGAAAGACCAAGAGGAGUCCGCGAGAGACUCCGAAGCAACCUCCGCAAUGGCUAGGAACCAGCGCGAGCUCUCGCCGGGAACGCAAGCUCUUAUGUGCGACGAGCAGGACCUUGGCUCGUCGUGCAAGGAGCAAAGCCCAGAACAGAGCAGCAUGCGCUUGUGUGCCGAGCAGGAGCGACUGAUUCUCAUGGACUUCCGUGAUUGCCUGAAGAAGAUCAUCGCGGUUGGAAGGAAGCGAGCCUCGCUCUUCUCCGCGGAGAUGGCGAGAACGGAGAUGCUGGCGGCGUCGCGAGCUCGAGGAAUGUCACCAGUAGCAACAGCCAGUCCGAUGGAUGGCCAAACUCUUCCACAACCAGUUCCUGCGUCUAGUUCCAAGCAACCAGCGGUGUCUAGCGGCUCGCAGCUCUGCAUGGUUCCUGUCAUGUCCACCACGGUGGAGGGAUUCGCGACUCGAGUUCCACCGUCCACAAUGAAGUCGACACUCUGCAUGGAUCCAUCGAGAGCUGCACGAGAAGCAAAUGAAAAUCAAACAAACCUCUCUUCCGGAAGAAACUCCGUAAGUGUCAGCGAUGAUCGCUGGAUCCAGCAUCCAUUCAUCGUCGGCGGGUCUCCUAACGCUCUCGCUGCGACGCUUCCACCGAAUCUUGUGCACUGUUUUGGCAUGUCUUUGCUGGCGGGGAGGAUGAAAGUGUACUGUGACGAACACCCUCAACGUUGGAAAGAGGAAACCAUGGAAAAGCAUGAAAGUUUUACGUACCGGGCCAGGGAGACACUGGCGAGCAACGCGGAAGAAACUUGUAGGGAAGCCCGUGGUAUACUUGUCGAUGUCUUGGAACGAUCGGCAGAGAAUGCUCAAUGGCUGCGCAAGAUCAAGAAGAAAAACUCCUUUCAUCUUCUUCUUUUACACGAGAAAGAACGACUCCAACGCCACCAUCUUGUAGCAGCGAGACGACCUGGUCGAGCUUCCAGAGAUUGGAUCCAAACUGAUCUAUCUCCAGGUGGAAAAUCUCUUUGGACUGGAGAAGAGAAAGAAUGGGAUGGGAUUUGCCACGGCAAAAUGGAGCAAACAAACCUUGCCAGCGCCAGGUCCAGGCGUGUCAUACUUGAGCCGCUUUGGACUGCGCUUCACGACCGCCUGGAUCCUCCCUGCAAAUCGAUUCUUCUUCCUCCUCUCCACCCCAAACAAUUGGAAUCCAGCAGCGCCGGAUCGCCCAAGCGCGCGGCCAUUCCAAUCCUGCCAAGAAUGGAAGAGCGCAACGAAUGCCUGCGCCUCAUCCAGGCCUGCAAAUCCCUUCCCGCCGCGGAGAAGCUCCACUCCCGCGCCGCGCGCCUACCGCCCCAAUCCCCCACGCGCGACAUCUUCCUGUCCAACAAGCUCAUCGAGAUGUAUGGCCGCUGCGACAGCCCCGCCCAAGCGCGCAACGUCUUCCACGCGAUGCCGCUCACAGAUUGCUACUCCUGGGUCCUGGCGCUCUGCGCGUAUGCCCGCGGCGGGCAUCUCCGUGAGGCGCGAGAGACCUUCGAUCUGAUGCCGGACAAGAACUUGGUCUCCUGGAACGCGAUGCUCACUGCAUUCUCACAGCACGGCUGCGGCAGCGAAGCCCAAGAACUUUUCCACCAGAUGCCACAGCGAGAUCUUGUGUCCUGGAACGCGACCUUGUCAGCAUUUGCCGGUAUGGGAGAUUUGCAAGGAGCGCGCGCUUUAAUUUCCGCCAUGCCCGAACACAGUCUCGUGUCGUGGACUGGAUUGCUCGCUGCCGCAGCGCAGAGCGGCAGCAUCGAGGACGCCAAGCGCUUCUUUGACGAAAUGCCACAGCGAAACAUGAUCUCCUGGACCGCAAUGCUUACCGCAUAUGCCAUGAAUGGGCAUAUUUUAAAUGCUAAGCUUCUGCUUCACCGCAUGCCCGAAUUCGAUCUCGUCGCCUGGAACACAAUCCUCGACGCUUCCGCGCAAUAUGGCGAUCUUCAAGAAACCAAAGCCAUCUUCGACGAGAUGCCAGAAAGGAAUCUGGUCUCCUGGACAAUUAUCAUAACCGCAUAUGCCCAAAGAGGGCAUCUACACAGCUCUAAGCUCUUGUUUGAUUGCGCCCCAGUUUUAGAUGACGUACUUCUCAACGCCAUGCUAGCUGCAUACACCCACAAUGGUUAUCUCAAAGAUGCUAAGAAUCUCUCUGAUAACAUGCCAUGCCACUGCUUAUUCUCGGCCACUGCAAUGCUUACAGCGUUCUCCCAAAACGGGGACGUUGAGCAAGCUCAAGCAUUGUUUGAUUCAAUGCCGGAACAAAACCUUUUCUCUACCACUGCUAUGCUUACAGCGUAUGCCCAACACGGGCAUCUCCAGGAAGCCAGGCAAGUGUUCGAGAGGAUGCCCGAGCUGGACGCGGUAUCUUGGGCCGCCAUGGUUUCGGCUCACUCCCAAAACGGCCAACCUUCGGAGGCCGAGGUCGUCUUCUACUCCAUGCCUGAGCGUGACACCGCGUCGUGGAACACACUCCUCUCCGGCUACGCCCAAAACGGGCAUCUCUCGCAAACCCAGAAGACCUUCCGCUUGAUGCCCUCUACCGACACCAUCUCGUGGAACGUAAUGCUGGCUGCGUAUGCCCGAAGCGGGGACACAGGCCCUCUCUACGACCUCUUCAAAACAAUGAAGACCCUCGACCUUGCCGACGAAGCCUCGUUCCUGCUCGUCCUUCUCGCAUGCAGCCAUGGCGGCAAAGUCUUCACCAGCGUAUCACACUUCCUCUCCAUGGCCUCGGACUUCGGCUUGCAACCAAACAAGCAGCACUUCGGCUGCAUGAUUGACGUCCUCGGCCGCGGGGGGUAUCUGGAAGACGCCCAGGAACUCAUCGCCACAAUGCCCUUCGAGCCCGAUUUCCUCGAGUGGACAUCGCUGCUCGGUUCGUGCCGGAGCUACCGCGAUCCCAAUCGAGGCGCUCGAGCGACGAGGCAGGUGCUCAAGUCGGAUCCAGUCCGGGCUGCGGCAUAUGUCCUCUUAGCAAAUACCUAAACACCCAAUUAGCCAAAUGACAAGAAUAUGCGAAAGCCGGGGGUGGAAUAUACCACCGUCGUUAGGCGAAAAGGCAAAGGAAGCAAAUGAAGUCCUCGUCCUCGGUCGCUAUAGGUUCCUCCCUGACCACUCGCUGCCGGAGGAUGAGCGCAAAUGCCAGCCCCAGUCCUAGCCCAGAUCACAAAACGGUGAAUGUGAAGAUCAAAGGCAUGGUCCAGGGCGUCUUCUACCGGAACUGGACCAUGGACACCGCCAAGCAACUCGGGAUCAAUGGCUGGGUGAGGAACCGAAAGGAUGGCUCCGUG
This is a messenger RNA of Selaginella moellendorffii, 4445 nucleotides long. RefSeq lists its product as uncharacterized. The record is from RefSeq and is a predicted model, not a curated record. The transcript is spliced from 16 exons. NCBI's taxonomy places the organism in Eukaryota, Viridiplantae, Streptophyta, Lycopodiopsida, Selaginellales, Selaginellaceae. The coding region runs from base 115 to 4140 and encodes 1341 amino acids. Gene Ontology annotation, molecular function: protein binding.